Messenger RNA from Ficedula albicollis (Collared flycatcher), 3254 nucleotides. RefSeq lists its product as uncharacterized. Bases 304 to 921 code for a protein of 205 amino acids. Lineage: Eukaryota; Metazoa; Chordata; Aves; Passeriformes; Muscicapidae. The transcript is spliced from 2 exons. The record is from RefSeq and is a predicted model, not a curated record.
AAGAGCCUGGAUCCAUGCCUUUGGCAGCUGUGCUCAGCUGAGCCACCAGCAUGGCUGGCAGCCUGAGGCUCCAUGCGGUGCUCCAUGAGCUCUGUGUGCCCUAGCUACCUACCAGUGCCACCACUCCCAGGGGCUGUGCCCAAGAGAUUCCAAAUCCACUGGGUAGUGUCUGCUUGCUACCCACAUUGUGGUGUCUGAGUUGUCACCACUAGGUCCCGGACUGCUGACCCCAGAUUACCGUCAGUCUGCUCAGAUCUGGCAGCUGAAGGAUAGCAGGAGUGCUUUCAUGUACUAGGACAUGGGAUGGCCAUACAUGGGAUUGGAGGGAAAGAUGAUCCAGUACUGGAAACCAGAGUCUGCAGGAGACCAAACGUCUCACGUGAUGGUGAUAAUGCAUACGUACUGCUGGCUGCUGUUAAGAAGUCCAGUGCUCUGCUCUCUACACUGCAGAAACCCCACGGUCCUGGGGGGCAGGGGGACGACACCCCUCUGCUCUCCCGAAUGCAGCAUCCGCCUGGAGCUAGCUCCCGACCCCGCAGCUGCCCGCAGGAGACCGUGGAGCGCCCUCCUCUUCCAGGAGCUACUCCUUUGGUGUGGGUGUUGUGCCCAUGGUCCUUUCCAGUCGCUCAAGGCCCCCGCUGCCCCGCGCUCAGCGCUCUGCCCGCGCUCCCUGCGCUGCUGCGGCUCAGGGCAGCCUGGGCCGGGCUGGGCUGGCUGCUCCCCGCGGAGGGCGCGGGGAAAUGCAGCCUGGGCAAGGCGGUGGCGAGCCAGGUCCUGGUGAGCGCUGUCAGCUGGCCCAGAGUGUCGUGGAGACGGGGAGAUGGUCUUUCAGGGCAGCAGUCGGCUCUGAAAGCACCGUGUGUCCUCCACGGGACAGCCCCAAGCUGCUUGCUGGUGUCUUUGAUCCUGUCCUUUGAGUAGAGUGUAAUGUAUGUGUUUACAUGUUCCCUCUAACUCAGUUCCAUUAACUCUCAUGGGAAAACCUUCAUUACCAGUGUUUAGGAAUAUGUCUUUGGGAAAUGGCUGGGCUUUGGCUGAAUCUUCCUAUCAUCUUGCCAUUGAACAAACUGUCCCUGGAGCGUACUUUUUUCAGGAAGGAAGAAAAACUUCAGUUACUUCCUUUCUUUUCCAUCUGAGACACCUUUUUGUUUAUUGUAUAAACUUACAUAAGCUCAUUUAAUUGGAAACAUUGCUACCAAUUUAAGAGGCAUUACACCAGGCACAGUGAAUGUAUGGUACAGGCUUCCAGGUAUUUUGGAGAUAGGGGAAGUCUAUUCAAUUCCACUAGCACUUCUAGAGCCACUCCAGGGGUACUACAUGUGCUUUUAGUGGCUCACAUUAGCCCCUCUAUGAUGAUUGUGGCAGAGAUCAUUUAGAUGCAGGAAAUUGUGAUAUCAAGUGCCUGGCACAAUGCUUGUUUGUUCAGGAUCAGGACUUUGAACUGAAUUAUAGAAGAUUGAAGAAGAUAGAGCUGGAGUUUGCAAAUGGCCAUACAUUUCUUCUACCAGUGUUUUAAACAGCCAAGCAUCUACCGUAAAAGCAUCUUCUGGGGAACAGCUAUUUCUACAGACAGCAUUAUUUGCUACCACUCCCUCACAAACCAUCUGUUUAACACAGCAACAUAACAUUUUCAGCUCACAAAGAUGAAAAUAUUAGUGACUCUCACUGCAUAUAGUCAAGUUUUAUAUCUGUUACCAAAAUGGGAAAAACAAGGCAGUUUCAUGAAUAAGUCACAGUAACUUACCUACUAGCACAUUUAACUUACCAGGAUUCAUAGUACUGUUUCUUUUUAGGGUUUCUUUUUAGCAGUGAUAUAGGCGCAGGCAGGAGACUAGUUAUCCUAUCAAGCAUUUGCAUCUGUUCCAACUUAGAGAAACACCCAAAACUACGGUCCUAUUUAGUCAGAAUUCCAUUUAUUUAAUAAAAAGAAUGUUUGAAACCUAGCUUUACUCAUUACUCAAAUAACUCAUCUCUAUUCCCUUGCUUGUGGCCGUGUAUUGGUUUCACAUUUUGCCCCAGCAUUAGCACUGCAUGUGCUCUAAGAUUGUCUUUUUUCCCCCUUCUGCCUGUACACCAUACUCCAAACUUUACUGGAACAGUCCAGGGUAUUUGAUUAUCCUUAUGUCAGUGUUCAGAACAGAGAAAGAAGCAAAAAUCUGCCAGCUCAAGUCUUUUUCAAGUUAUCUGUAAGGAGAUUAACUUUGAUCUGGUUAUGCAUGAUCUGGUUAAUCAUAUCAUAGUCUAGCCAAAUUAGUCCAGGUUUGUGUUGUUACCAGCUACUUCUUACUGUGACCACCAGUGCUCUGCAUGUGCAUCCACAACAUGGCUCUCACAAAGGGAGGUAACCUACUCACACAGGCAAAUGCAUACUUUGCAGCCCUGAGUGGCACAUCACAUUGGGCAGAGGCAGAAAUAUGAGGAGGCUUAGAGAAGGCAGCACAAAGCACCACUAUCAGGUGCCCCUGCAGUGUUGCUCAGGGCGUUAUGGGGACCUUUCCAUGAUGGAAAGUGUAUUUGUGGGCUUGGAGAAAGUCACCUGUGUAGCUGAGAAGAUUGUUCAGGAGAUCGUGAUCUGUGAUCUGAUCUAUAGAGAGCAAAUGAAACAAAAGACUGGCUCUUAGGAUUGAUAUUCUCAUGUGCCAGGUCUGCCCUCCGUGAUUUUUCUAUUUAAGAUCCCUACUCCUCCAUGUUUAAGGUGACAGGCAAACUAGAAAUAGAAAAAAAAAAAAUCCCCUCUUUUAGCAGAUGAAGUAUUCCUAGUCUCUUCCUGUGUUUUCCAACCAGGGUACCUUAGCUCAGCUGUGCUGGUACAAGAUUGUGGUCCUGCUAUGAACCAGAAUGGGAAAUGCAACCCAGGGAAAUGAUGUCUUUUUUCUUCAAGUUAACCCAUAUGAAUUCUGCAACUUUGUUAAAAUUUAAAAAAACCAAGCAAACAAUGAAAACCAAGAACAAAACCAAACUCAACCAAAGCAACUAAAUCUCAAGCCACAAGCAAAAAAACCAACCAAAACCACAAACCCACAAAACACAGCAAAAUCUAAACAAAAUAGCAGAACCAAAACAAUAGAGAAAGUUAUAUUUUGUUCCAUAGUAGUAGGAAAUAAAUAAUGGGAAUUGGAUACGUAAAGCUGGGCAAGCAUGGAUCUUUGUGCAGAACAAAAAGUAUAUGAUGAAUGUAUAUGCUUUCAGCACCAACACUGCUAUGUUAUUUUAAGUUUCUUCUUCAGUUUGUGGUUCUGAUUUAUCUGAAGCUG